CAAACAUAUAAUUUACUGUAAAAUUGCAGCACUUUGAAGCCGGACAUCCGCAAUGACGGUCUACUUUUUUCCCAAAGUAGAUUCAAAUUUGGCACAUGAUUGACCAGGUCUUAUUCAAAUAAAACAUCCAGUCAAAGCGUGCACACUUUUUUUCGAGCCCUGCAUGGGAGGCGUGGAGCUCUCACUUUUGACAUUCUCUCUCUCUGCAGUAGCUUCUCCUCAAGGCAGACUAGCGAACUCUUAUGACAUCACCCAGCCACCGAAUGGGGGAAGAAGGGAACAGCUCUCUGCGGAUGAACGAGGUUAUGAUACAAGUGGACCUGUUUGGGCAUAUCAAUUGAAUUAGUGCAAGGGAAAAGUUUAAAAUGUUGACCAUAUCGUCAAAAAGAUUCAGUGGGAAUACUUUGCUUUAAAAACAGCGGAGUUACCUAACCUACUUCGCCAAAAGGUCACUGAAUAACAACGAACGUUAGAGGAUAAAUGUAAAGCUAUUGCAGCAUAUGUUCCUGCGCAUUGUGUCUAGCCAUCUGCUUUCUGGAAUAGGGCGUAAAGGAAGCAGAGGAGAGACGGAUUUCUCGACCUGAUUCCUCGCCUAUGGACGACAGCGGUCCCCUCUCUCCAAAAGCAAAUGCUUUCAGUAUAGCCUCUCUGAUUUCAGCUGCGGAGCAAGCAGGAAACGCAACAUUUGACAAACACGGCACUGGCCUGGACAAGCAAAACCAGCACAACUGUUACAGUUCGUUUAAAAUGCACUACAGCACUGUCACCAGAGAAAUGGAAGGUACGAGCGCGGUCUUGACAAUAACCUUGUAAAUAUUUGCUUGCGUCAAGUUUGUUUGUUGCUCAUCUCAGGUUGUUGUUUUUGUUGUUGUUGUUGUUGUUGUUGUUGUUGCAUACAGAUGUGAUCUUGUUCCUGCAAUAUACUAAAAUUGAGCAUCCAGAUGUUUGAGUUAGUGUAAAUGCAUAAAUAAAGCAAUGUUGAUGCUAGAGCAGGCUAUAGUGUAAAAGUAAGUUCAUAUGAAAAUAUUCCCGAAAAGUCACAUCCAGUAUAGGCCAUAGGAAAGUUCCGGGGAAAAUAUGAUGCAUAUGACAAUAGGAAGUUAUUCAUAACUUCAACUAAUCAUAACUUCUAAAACACUCAGUGUUCAUAGGCGAAUUAUAUCUUUAUAGAACUGCAGAAGCUUGUCAAAAUAGUGGUUUCAGUUGCAUUUCAAAUCAAAGUGAGUUCUUACAUAAGCUACUACCAUCAGAGAAGAGAACGAGAACACAUUUUGAAAAUAUGGAAUGAGAAGUUAGGGGCGGGGGUACAUGGGGCACCCGUGCGUAUUAAUGGUAAAAAAAAUAGUUGAAAAUAGGCCUAUAUCCAACACAGUGUAAUUGGGUCCCUUAUCCCAGUUCCAUUUGGCAUAUAAUAAUAAUUCAAGAUACAUUAACCCCAAAAUAAUGUUGCGUUUGUUUGUUCAUGCAUAUACGUGUUUGUUUACCUGGUAAAACAGUUUACCCUUCACUGUGCCAGCUAGCCCGUCUAUUGUUACAGGAGGACGAUGUGGGCGAUACCCUUAUCCAAAAGUAAAUGGGUGCCGGAAAGCCCAUUAAAAGGGGCGCACUUCACUGUCAAUCAGUCUCGUCCCAAGGCGAGGAAAGACACAUUACCUGCAGUUCCUUAUCUAAAUAGAAAUAAGAACCGGUUUUAUCGUGAAGGGGAGGCCCUAUAGAGAGAUAAGAGAGACGUCUGGAUUGCAGUGUAGCAUACCGCAGUAACACAGCAGAGCCGAGGCCGCCUGGAAUACUUUUGAACACAAUCCCUCGAAAAAAACAACUUGUGUGUGGGUUAUAGUUCUACAAAACCAUUUUUGGUCAGGAUUGGGAAUUAUAAUUAGGGACGCAGAAAAAACAAAAUUCUGAAUGAUUUUUCUUCGACUAUUUGACGUUUUGCGAGAAACGUUGCGAGCGAAUUCACUAAAGGCAACAGGCAUUUUAGGAUUUAGGCUGUAGUUUAUUACAGCAUUGGAUGCAACACCGAGGAUUAAUGGACGCAGAAAACACUAAUAGACGCACGAAACGGAAACUAUUUUAAAACUAUUCGAAAAUCUAUAAAGGCUGUUUGACUUUGAAAAAAAUAACUCAAGACUACAACUGCUUUCAGUGUGCAACGCAUAUAGUAAAAUACAGCUUUUGGAAUGAUUUCAGCAAUAUCCAGUCCGUGGCUGACGCAGCUGUCCCAUUUUUGCGAUGUUGCAGCCUUCACGACCAGCAGCCUAAGCAGCCUCAACGCACCGGGGAGUUACCAUCUCUCUCCGUCCCCCGGGGACCCGUACAGCCAACAUGAAACCCACUUUGAGCCAUGCCCAGCCGCUCAACACAGCUACAACUACUCGGGGUCGAACCCCACACAGACCCAGCAGAGCGACACCGGGACAUCCAACUGUUCCUCGUCGUCCCCCAGUUCCACACCGAACAGCAAGUCUCUGGUGAAAAAGAACCCUAAGGUGGCCAACAUUAACGUUCAGUUGGAGAUGAAAGCUUUAUGGGAUGAAUUUAAUCAUCUGGGAACGGAGAUGAUCGUUACCAAGGCUGGAAGGUGAGUGGAAUUUACACCAUGAUACAUGCAGGCUUCACUGGGUUGGGCUUCCAGAUUCAUGUUAUGAACAAAUAUUUAGUUGCCUAUUUCAAAUGUAUCCCAUGAGAGCUUACACACACAAAGUAGGCCUAAAUCAUGAGAUAUAUUGGGAGAAAAUGUUUAAAGUUGGUGUGUAUUUAGUCAACAAAUUGAUGUUGGUGUGAUGCUGCAAUGGAAAUUACGCAGCAAUAUCUAUUGAAAACAUCUCUUAGCUCAUUAUAUUUAGAUAAAUAAACUAUUCACUAAUAAACUAGGCCUAUUCAAUGACUAUUCUGUAGUGUUAAAUAUCAUUUAUAGUCAGACUGGAACGGAAUCAAAUAUUGGCCUGCAGUUUUUAUGUUAAAUAUUCUCAGAAAUUAAGCAUUUUGAUUUAAUUUGGAGUAGUGGAUACAGUUAAGAGUAGGCUAUAUCCCCGAAAACAUAUUUAAAACGGCCUACAAGUGUGGGCAGAGAAAGCUCAUUAUUUCUGACCAAAUUAAAAGUACGAUAUUCGAAAGGGCGUUGAUAUUCAUUCAACAUUUUACGCAUGGGUUUUUAGGGGAUAAUUGUACGCGUAAAGGCCCUUCUGUUUUCCCCUGUGUGAGUCGUGUUUUCCCUGACAUAUAGGCCCACUUCACAUAUAUUAAACUUGUGCUUUCCUAUCUUAUACAGAGUAAUAACACCAUAUCUAAGGCAUUUAGGGGAUGCUACAUGAGAUUGUUCAAACAGAUAGAGAACUAUAGAGAACGUUCCAGAAUUCGCCUUUUUCGGGCAAUGGCAUAGAUGCGGUAAAGAGGUCAAUGGAACUCGACCAAAACAAUGGAAAUGCCAUGGAAAUGCUUGGGGAAAAGGUUCUGAAUCUCCUCAUUGCCCCCCAGAAAAAUGUGCCUAAAUUUGGGCUAUUGUUUAUAUGUGUAUUUCACACUAUGUUGAGGUAGUAAUGCUUGUAUGAUGCCAACCCCGAUACAUGCUUAUGUCAUCGUCACCAAUCAACUGUAUUACAGUUAAAACAACUGACUACCACCACCGAUUUCUGUAUGCUAGCUAUGCUACCAGCUUAUACGAACAAAAGUUAGCAUUUAGCAGUCACUUCUUCUAAACCUGAAAAGGGACAACUUCUAAAUGUUAUGCAGCGAAAACAGCCAAACCGGACUUUAGUAAUUACACUGUGAGCCUGUUACAAUACAUCAAUCAUGAAGGAGUUGACGAAUAUCCACUUUGUUCGAUCAUAUUUGUUGAAUGUGCGCCAAUCCGGCGUCCUUCUUACAUUUUACAUUUUAGUCAUUUAGCAGACGCUCUUAUCCAGAGCGACUUACAGGAGCAAUUAGGGUUAAGUGCCUUGCUCAAGGGCACAUCGACCGAUUUUUCACCUAGUCGGCUCGGGGAUUAGAACCAGCGACCUUUCGGUUACUGGCACAACGCUCUUAACCACUAAGCUACCUGCCACUUCUUCUAUCCCCCACGGUCUGCGUCAUUGACCUCGUUACCGUAUCUUUACCGCAUCUAUGCAGUUCCUUUUGAGCUAUAACUAUUUAUUCUACUGUUACGGUUAUGCACCCUUUUCCUUGUGAUACCCUCUCAAAAUGCACAAUUUUGCGCUUUUCAAAAGCUAGCAAGUUUUGCAACAAGUUUUGCAUUCAAAUACAUUUCUACUGUAAACAUUCCACGUAUUAGUAAAAUUACAGGCCUAGGCCUAUUUCUUUCUCUGCAUAAUAUGACCUUGAUAUUUACAUGCUGUCUCGUAGGCAACAGAGCAAUAAAACAAUAUUUGAUGUAAUAGCAGUCAAAAAGCAUAUUGAUGAAUUUCGCUAUAUGACUAUAGGCAUUAUUUAUGCAAUGUCGUUGGCAUUUGUUGCAGGACAAUGUAGGCCCACUUGCCAUAUCUAUCAGAUUACUAUGAAUAACUGCGUUAUUUUUUUAUUCAAUAUUUAAAGAUUUAUUUUAGGAUUUGAGCUCCAUAAGAGAUGGCAUUUCCGAAGGCUCAGUUGACCUGCUCUGUGUUAUAGGGUGACAGCAGAACAACAUCUGUCAUUCCAGAGACACUGAGCAACACAGGAUCUGAGGGAGGGCACUUUAAAAACUACUUUAGCCUCACCUAUCCACAACUGCAGCCUUGAAUAGACACUGACGUUAAUUGAGCAGGGAUUUUAGGAUCACUUUCACUGGUUUGGCGGAUUACUUCACAUACAAUAAAACGUUUUACGGUAUAUGAGACUCCUCACCCCGUCUGCGAGCGUGUGCAUGAGGGGAGAGAGAAAGAGAGCAUAUUUAUGAAAGAUACGGGUAAAGAAAAAGAACAGUCCCUCGAUGCAACGAGUGUGUGUGACUAGAAUCCAUCAAAGGGCAGAAGAGAAAUGCAAGUGAAUGUACAGUGUUAAAUAAAGCUAAGCGUAAUUUGCGUUAACCAAAAAUGUAACCCUACUCUAACCAUACUGAAUGACGUCAUACACAAAAACUACAACCCUGGGCCUCCUUCCUUGGAAGGCGUCAUAACAUCAUAGGCCUAUAACAACAAAAUAUAGGCCUAAUGCAAAAUGCAUACCCUAUAACAAUACUAUUGUUGUGGCUGUGGGUGAGAUAAUGUUAUCGACUGUUGAAAAAAGGCAAAAUGUUGUAUUCUAAAAGAAUAUCACGAAGUAUAUCACAACAUAUGACUUAUUUCCUGAUGGGAAUUUGCCAAAAUCUCCCAAAUCCCACGCAAGUAAACCCCAGUGACAAACACUUGCAGAUGAACCCAUAGACAAUGAUAGAGCCAAGUCAAAGGCAACCGAUUUUAAUGUAUCAUGUGUUUUCUUCUGUCAGGCGAAUGUUUCCAACAUUUCAAGUGAAAAUAUUUGGAAUGGAUCCUAUGGCAGACUACAUGCUGCUAAUGGAUUUCCUACCAGUCGACGAUAAACGAUACAGGUACGUUUUAUUUACCAAAUGAACUAGAUACAAAUCUAUACCUUUCUUGGGAAAUAUUUUGUGCCAGUCUACUUUCGCUGCAGUGAGUGUAUAGGCUAUGGCAUAUGUUCCAAUGAACGUGCAUCCAACUAAAAGUAUAGGCCCGAAACAAGGAAUUGAAUUGAAAAACAGAAUGUAGGCCUAUGAAACCUCAAUGAAAAUGUUGCUCUUGUUUUUUUCUUCCUUUCGUAGGUAUGCUUUUCACAGCUCCUCGUGGCUGGUGGCGGGUAAAGCUGACCCUGCUACUCCCGGGAGAGUUCACUACCACCCCGACUCUCCCGCCAAAGGCGCACAGUGGAUGAAGCAGAUAGUCUCAUUCGAUAAACUAAAACUCACUAACAAUUUACUGGAUGACAAUGGACAUGUAAGUAUUGUAACGAAUACCUUAGUUUACAAAAAAAAGGGUUUAUUUGAACUGCUUGCAUCUGCUUUCAAAUGAUUUGAAAUAGAGUAAAAUAUUAAUAUUUUUAAAGCACCUGCACAUUCGUUUGUCUUGUGUGCCAAAAUGUUUCCACAGGCAGAGUUACUUUUUUCCCAUUUCGUUAACUACACCUAUACUUUUUCCAGGUUACUCAUUCGUGUUGAAUAGAUCUGGGAAAUUAUGUAUAAUUAUUUUUGAUUGAUUUUACAUCAUUUUUAUCCAUGCAUAAUUUGAUCAAUUUAAUCGUGCGUAAAAUGGUUAGUGCGUAAAAUGUGUUGACUUUCAAUAUGAUUGUGCUUAUUAACUAACCCCUGCGUUGAUUAGCCAUCAGGGGAUUAUGAAAACACCAUUUUUUUUAGAGACAUCACAAUAAAAAAAUGUCCAUUGAGAUUUUUGAGUUUUCAUUUUAUAACUCAGUUUUGUCCCAAUAGGCCUAACCUCUGCCUCUCUCCCGCUACAGAUAAUUCUAAACUCCAUGCACAGAUACCAGCCGAGGUUCCACGUCGUCUACGUGGACCCACGCAAAGACAGUGAGAAGUAUGCCGAGGAGAAUUAUAAGACCUUUGUUUUUGAGGAAACACGGUUCACGGCGGUCACAGCAUACCAGAACCACAGGGUAAGGAUCUCUCUCUCUAUAUGCUAUGCAGAUAUAAUAAACACACAUUAGGCCUAUAUGAUAACAUCACAACAUGAUAAUAGAUGUCUGUUGUAGUGUGUAUUUGUUUUUUCACAAACUCACGAACUCUAGGCAGUGUGUUUGCACCAUGGGACUAUUUAAAAAGUAUAACUGAAUAAGGCAAAAUAUAAAACAGCAGGCCUAAAACAACAUGAUGAACGUGGAUCCAGCCUGUUUGCCUCUAUUUAUAAUAAUGAUGUAAAACUAUUAGUAAUAGCCUGUAUGUAAUAGCCUAAUAAUUUGCAUGAAAAAUAAUUCCAUUGACAAACGAAUCCUAGAUUUGUUUAUUCAUGUGUGCAUGAUUUGACCAUUACAUAAUUCCAACAGGGCUCAAAUUAACACCAUGUAGGCCUACUGCUAGUAAACCCACUAUAAUGCACUAUAACAAAAUUACACAUUAAGGAUAAACCAAAUUUAAGAAAUGUAAAAAGGGCUAUUUGACGUUGCAUUGUUCAUUUUAUGGAGCAACUGAUUCUUGCCUUGAUCCCCGUUUACUUUUUAAUAUUUGCUUGUAUCAAAUAGCUGAACAUAAUUCCUUUACGUGAGAUUUUUGCGACUGAAAGUUGUCUGUAUGCACUGAUGCCCCUGCACAGCUGUCCAGUUUCUCUCUUUUUUCCUCUGUCUUUCCUGCUCUGUGUUAUCUGUUUGACCCUCGGUCUCUAACCGGUCUCCAACGCGCACCGAGGGGCUUUAAGUUUGUUGUUCAACUCAUUCCGGAAAUUCAUGACCACAUAACUACAUUCACGGAUGUGCAAAACUAUUGGUCUCAUCAAUUAUAAAAAAUGACAUGUUCAGUUAACACUUUAAUUCAGUGUCAGGACCACAAUAAAUCACUUGUUAAACUGUAGGCAAUUAUUAUAGAAAAAUACGUUUUCUAUUUGUAUGUUGAUAAAUGCCUACCUUUAUGUUGGUUAUAAUAUAUAGGCAUAUGCUACGUUUCGAUAAAAGGGAAAAGGGGAGGGGGUCGCUAUAGCGUCGUUCUUUAAGUCAACGUAACGGUAAAUGCUUUGACCCUCACUAGUUAGCAGAUCUAUCAAGCCAUAAUCAGAAACACGUUCCGCUCUAUUUUUUCGUGUCGAGUAUAGGAGGCCUAGGCUACUAUGUUUUUCAUGAAUAUUACACGUUCGCAUGUUUAAUCAUAGCCUAAAUCAAAAAGCCUGGAACAAGCGUGUAUAUGUCACGUAAUGAUGUGUUGUUCUGGGUUGGACUUUCCACUUUGACAUGAAGGUUUACUUCACUUUGUACUUUUCGUUGUAGAUCACGCAGCUGAAAAUCGCCAGUAAUCCUUUCGCAAAGGGCUUCAGGGACUGUGAUCCGGAGGACUGGUGAGAGAACACACACUUUUAAACUCAAUUUACUCCAUUCAUCAAUGACAAUAAACUGGAUACAUUUUUACAAAAGUGCAUCAAAUUGUCUGAACCAGUGAAUAUGAAAUAUGUACUAGUCUAUUUACAGCAAAUGUGACACAUAACAUGAGUAAAUCACAUUUAAUUAUGUAUGUCUUGUGGCUCUGUUAUCUUCUACCUUAUUAGGUCAUUAAGAUAUUGGUGUUUUUGACAGACAUUACAGUCAGUGUAACUAAAUCCAUUCUCUCUCCUCCAGGCCCAGGAAUCACAGGCCAGGCUCUCUGCCAAUUAUGAGUGCCUUUGCCAGAACAAGGAAUCCAAUGUCUUCUCCCCCACUUCAGAACGGCUCAGAGAAAGGUCUGUAGCCCUCCCUUUGUCUCAGAAGAGGAAUAUAGUUCAUUACUUUCACUGAGAGUGCUAUUGAAUCCAGGAAUUGUUAUCUUUUAUAACAAAGUACACAUUUAAUCUCAGUUUAGCAAUGCUAUAACUGAAAUACGAGUAAAUGUUUGCUUUCAUAAGUGAAUAUCCAUGUAAAAUAUUGAACAGAUAUUACCUACAGUAAAUGUAGCUUUCACAAUGUAGAUUGUACAAUUAUAAAAAUGCCUUUGUCAUGCUAAUGCUUGGCUUGGCUAAUGUGCCUACUUUACAGUCUGCAGCUAUCUGUUUGUCUGGUCUGCCUAUCUCUGACUGUCUGCUUUGUUUGUUGUUGACUUUAGAGGACAGUAGGCGGGACUAUGACCGGGACCCCAAUGGCACGCCGAUACAUGCAGACCCCGCCCACCAGCUGAUGUCACGUGUCCUUAGCCCUGCCCUCCCCGUCCAAGGAGGACUCCACGCCAUCCCCCUCAGCAGUGGCCGGCCCAGCCCUCCCCACGACCUGCGGAUCCCGGACGGCCACCCACUGGCCCCAGACACCCUGCACCACCACCCCUACAAGUACCCCACAUCCUACGAACACUACCUGGGGGCUAAGACCCGGCCGUCGCCCUACCCCUUACCCGGCAUCAGAGGACACACUUACCACCACCACAUGAACCCAGCCACAGCUAACAUGUACUCCACCACUAGCGCCCCCGCUAACUAUGACUACGGGCCCAGAUAAUGACUGUAUAGCUGUAGCUGGCAGCCACGGCCCACACACCUGGGCUUCGGCUACUAGCUAGCUAGCGCUGUGGAAAAGGAAACACGCAGGAGGGGAGGGACAACAACACAACUCUGUCUUCAUGGCUGAUGCAACGUCAGGAGGUUAGGAGGUUGGGAGGUUGCGCGGCACGCCCUCGUUGCUGGAUACCUCAUCCCCUCAGAGAGACAAAAACUGCUGUAUUUAUUUAAGGGAAACGUAUCUUGGCAGGAUGUACAGACUGGCCCUCUGAGACCGAGCAGGGGUCAGUCUUGACCUCUGAACUUUGACAGCAAUAGCUCUACAUGAGGGCACUUUUUUGCCUGCGUGGUAGAGCGGCGCAGACAGUGAGCCAGCUUACAGAGGAAACAGUUUACCAGUGCCCUCUCUUAAAACAUGGACGACGCAUUAUCACGGACUGGAAUUGAUUUUUUUUUUGUGUUGGAUGCACUUUUUGUUCUUUUUGCUUUCAGAAAAGCCAUAUGUUAUUUAGUCAAUCAAGCUUCCAUAGAUAGACCAGA
This is a messenger RNA of Coregonus sp. 'balchen', 9626 nucleotides long. Lineage: Eukaryota; Metazoa; Chordata; Actinopteri; Salmoniformes; Salmonidae. The record is from the annotation of a GenBank genome assembly.